Molecule: messenger RNA, 2773 nt
Organism: Juglans microcarpa x Juglans regia
Lineage: Eukaryota; Viridiplantae; Streptophyta; Magnoliopsida; Fagales; Juglandaceae
Product: transcription factor bHLH145
Exons: 3
Coding region: 719-1957 (412 amino acids)
Molecular function (GO): protein dimerization activity
Source: RefSeq, a predicted model, not a curated record
UCUUCGUGACCUUAUCUUCCCCGUGCUCUCUCGCCGAGUUCCGACUUUGAUUUUACUCUCUCUCUCUCUCUCUCUCUCUCUAAAACGUUCGAUUGAAGUGUUGUGUGUUCGAUCUGGGUCUCAGACACAGCUUUGGGGUUUGAGGAAGGUGUAAAAACUUUGAGAUCUUUUUGUUCUGUUGCUCUGCAAUUAGACUGUCAGGCGGAGCCUGGAACUGUGAAAGAGUCGAGGAGGUCUUUUUAUCUUUUGGAGAGUAUUAGAACAGCAUGCGGUGGUCGCUGAGUCUCUCUUUUGACGUCUUCCGCAAAGUCAUCUCACUCAACCUUUAUUGUAGAGUAAUUCUGUAAUCCAUUCCGUCUACUCAGAACCCCUCAAGUUUUCUACGCCUCUUUUUAUAUCUCUCUCUAGUUUCCAUGGGAUCCAACUUUCUCGUCGUCGUUCCUUGUUAUGUCCGCCAGAUUAGCUGAAUAUUUCUGGACCUUUUUCCCAUAGUUUCAUUUGGAUCGUUUUCAUUUCGACAUAAUUCUAUUAGUUGCUCUAUUUGAUUUUUGAAAUUCUUCUCCCUGGUUAUUUGUAUUGGGUUUCUGUUUCUCGGUGAUAUAGAUUCACCUUUCUGUUGAAUUCAUCUUUCUCUGGCUUCAGUUUUUUUUUCGGAGUUUUGAACUCAUUGUCCUCUAGAAAAGUUCCAUCCCUCAUAUCAAAUUGUUAGAAAGUAGUUAUGGUGUGCCAAGCAGCGAGUCAAACAAGAUUUCGGGCCAUGAAACACGAAAAUGGGAUUGCAGGGAGCGCGACGAUAAUUGUUAGAGUCAUUGCUUGCUUUCAACCUCUCCAGGACUGCCAGGUUCGUGAUUGUUUUGGUUGGAUGGGAGGAGACUGUGGAACCUGGCUUCCUCAGCUGCAUUUUAAUUGGCAAUCACCCAAUUUGAUUUCCGCGGGUGCUCCCCUUGAAAUAGGGCAGCGAAACCCCUUGCCUGCAUUUAUAAAUUCUGGCACUAAUAUGGCUCCCCUGAAUGGGGCGGUGCCGGUUUACCCAUCUUCUAAACUACCUCAUUCUUGGAUAGGUCAAGCUAAUGAACCUUGCGGUUUGUUUCAUUAUGGACCUCAUUUGCACCAAUCCUUCACCCCUGCCCUUAACAACUCGAUUGCUGAAGGCAGACUGCCUGCUAACACCUAUGAAAGCUGCAGGCAGACCUUCACACCCAAUGCAGGGUCUGAAUGUGCCCAGAAGAGGCUUGUUGUUAUUGAUCAAUCGAGGGACCAAACCACUUUGAUCUUUACUUCUGGGAUUGGGGCUCCUGUCCAGUGUCUUACUUCUUGGAGUCCAAAACCUAGCACUGUUUGUAACUUGAACGGGAAUGAUCUUGGAAUUAAGGGAGAUUCGAACAAUUUCUCAGGACCAUUAUUAACUGAUGAAUUUAAUGAAAAUCCGCUAAUUGAUGGUCAAAGCGAAAUGCAUGAAGAUACUGAAGAGCUCAAUGCCUUGCUCUACUCGGACAAUGAUAGCGAUUAUAUUGAAGAUGGUGAAGUUACCAGUACAGGUCAUUCACCUUGUUCAAUGACAGCUCGGGAUGAGGAAGACUGGUUGGAAGGAAGUACUGAAGAAGUUGCUAGUUCUGCUGGGCCAACUAAGAAGCGGAAACUCAUUGAUGGAGUUUAUGGUGGUGUACCAUCACUGAUGGACACGGCAAGUUCUAAGAAUGCCAACAAAUCCUCUGAAUGUGAAGAUGAUGCAGAAUCUAGUUGUGCCAAUGACAACAAUGUGGUGUCAAGAGAAAUGGGUUUGUUAUCAGGCAACAAGAGGAUGAAGAGGGACAGGAUUCGUGAGACUCUGAACAUUUUACAAAGCAUAAUUCCUGGUGUCAGCAGCAAGGAUGCACUUGUGGUCCUCGAUGAAUCUAUACAUUACUUGAAGGCUUUGAAGCUCAAAGCCAAGGCUUUACGACUUAAUGCUAUCUAAGUUGCAGGGUGCUUUCGACACAAUAUCUUUAGGGUGCGUGGUAUCAUCAGUUGCCGUAUAUUAGAAGAGUACAAAAUAUCAUAUUGGGGUGUGAAUUUGCAUACAGGAGUUCUUUGCAGUGGAGGCAAAAGCUCUUGAGACGGUAGAGAGAAAAGCUUGAACACCUCAAGUCUUUCUGCAGUGAUCGAGUUGGAAAUUAGCAGCUUUGGCGUUGGAGAAUGUAUGUGUAAUUUCUUUCAUGAAGAAGUGCGGUAUAUUAUGUCAUAAUAAAGGGUGGUGAAUCAUUAGUCUUGUCUUAGGGUUUAGAGAAAGUAGAACCCAUCCUUGGGCGUGGAUUGUGGGAUGAGAUGACUGGUUGUUCCAGACGGGGCCCAGGUAGAGGAGCGUGCACGCCCCCCCGGUGUCUUGGGACCCAACUCACACUUUCACUUUCUCUCACUCUUUUUGUAUUCUUGUAAUGUUUAAUUGUUGGUGGCGUUAUCUUUUUCUUGACGUAGAAAUCUGAACCAGCAAAGAGGCCGUAUCCAUUUCAUCAUGCAGCAACUUGUUUGGGGGCCCUAGAUUCACCAUUUCCACUAAUCCUUGAACCCAAAAAAAAGUUUUUUUUUUUUUUUUUCCUUUAAAUAUUCAACUCUUUGUGGGAUUUGAUAUUUUCCCUUCUUUUAUGGCACUGUAAGUUUGUUUGUGGAAAACUGAUAAUGUUUUGCUUGGUGCUAUCUAUCAUGGGUUUAGUGGUAACGUACUUUGCUCUUCUUGUUGUUUGUUGUGGUGGCUUGGUCGGUAGGGAGAUAAUGAUGAUAUCUUGAUUUGGUGUAA